AUGGUGGUGGUUGUAGAUGAUGAAGUUAGGGAAAACGAAGGAGAUCUAAUAAUGGCAGCAUCAAGUGUGACACCCAAGGCUAUGGCUUUCUUUGUUAAGCAUGGAACUGGGAUUGUUUGUGUAAGCAUGAAAGUUGAAGAUCUUGAAAGAUUGCAACUUCCUUUAAUGGUAACUCAUAAUGAAGAGAAGUUUUACACAGCAUUCAUAGUCUCAACGGAUGCAAAACAUGGUACAAUGACAGGGGUAUCGACUCAUGAUAAGGCAACAACAAUAAAAGCUCUGAUUCAAUGUUUCUAUGAGGAGGAGGUUGAUAUGUUGCUGCUCUGGUGGGUUUGUGGGAUUUGA
Messenger RNA from Lactuca sativa (garden lettuce), 345 nucleotides. The record is from RefSeq and is a predicted model, not a curated record. Lineage: Eukaryota; Viridiplantae; Streptophyta; Magnoliopsida; Asterales; Asteraceae.